AUGGGCCCCUGUACCGCCUCCUCAUGCUGCUGCCAGGCCCCUAAUCUGCCAUGGGCCCCCGUACCGACUCCUCGUGCUGCUGCCAGGCCCGUAAUCUGUCAUGGGCCCCUGUUCCGCCUCCUCAUGCUGCUGCCAGGUCCAGAGUGUGUCAUGGGUCCCUGUACGGCCUCCCAUUGCUGCUGUCUCCAUCGCCACACUCUGCCAUGUGCCACUUUCAGGUCUCCUCACACUGCUGGUGGGUUCCAUUUUGUCAUAGGGGUGCUGUAUGGCCUCCCAUUGCUGCUGCCUCCACCGCCCACACUGUGGCUCCACACUCUGGUUUUGGCCCCAUGACUGCCCAAAUGAGUGAAGUGUGCGGUGAUUCUAAGAUCGACGGCACUCAUCUGCAUGUCAUACUGACUGACAGUAUUAUUUCUCUUCCCCAGCAGACUCCAAGGGCAUUUAAAUUAAGGGUACAGUGUUCUGCACUAAUAUAA
Molecule: messenger RNA, 476 nt
Organism: Staurois parvus
Lineage: Eukaryota; Metazoa; Chordata; Amphibia; Anura; Ranidae
Source: the annotation of a GenBank genome assembly